Cuculus canorus (common cuckoo) is the source of this 2843-nucleotide messenger RNA. It is a transcript of the gene ELN, whose product is annotated as elastin. The record is from RefSeq and is a predicted model, not a curated record. The transcript has 34 exons. Gene Ontology annotation, molecular function: extracellular matrix structural constituent. Lineage: Eukaryota; Metazoa; Chordata; Aves; Cuculiformes; Cuculidae. The coding region runs from base 110 to 2308 and encodes 732 amino acids.
CCCCCCCCUUCUCCCCCCCUCCUUCUCCUCGCAUCCUUGGAAGCAACAAUUAAGCAGCUCUAGGAUAAAACACACUGCCUGCGAGAGCACGGGGGCAUUGCUUCAAGAGAUGGCAAGGCAGGCAGCUGCACCCCUCCUUCCCGGAGUUCUCCUCCUCUUCUCCAUCCUCCCGGCUUCUCAGCAAGGAGGGGUCCCUGGUGCUAUUCCAGGAGGGGGAGUCCCAGGAGCAGGCUUUUUCCCAGGUGCUGGGGUUGGAGGUUUGGGAGCAGGGCUUGGGGCUGGAGCUAAACCUCCCAAACCAGGGGUUGGAGGCCUUGGGGGACUCGGCCCACUUGGGCUGCCACCAGGUGCUGCAGGUCUCUUUCCUGGAGGCGUCUUCCCAGGAGGCGCCUUCCCUGGUGCUGCGUCUGCUGCUGCGCUCAAGGCUGCUGCCAAAGCUGGUGCGGUGGUACCGGGCGGGGUGCAGCCCGGAGCUGGUGCAGCAGCGAAACCCCCCAAAGUACCAGGUGCUGGGAUUCCUGGAGCUUUCCCAGGUGGCGUGCUACCUGGCGCAGGUGCCCGCUUCCCUGGCAUAGGGGUGCUGCCUGGGGUGCCCACUGGUGCUGGAGUCAAGCCAAAAGGUCCAGGAGCAGGAGCCUUUGCAGGAAUUCCGGGACUAGGAGGUUUUGGAGGUCAGCAGCCCGGUGUCCCUCUGGGGUAUCCCAUCAAAGCUCCUAAGCUCCCAGGUGGCUAUGGAUUGCCCUACAGCACGGGCUUCGGCCCCGGUGGGAUAGGAGCCGGGCUGGGAGCAGGAGGAAAGGCAGGGUACCCCACUGGGACAGGAGUUGGAGCCCAGGCAGCAGCAGCAAAAGCAGCAGCCAAAUAUGGAGCCGGUGUCCUGCCUGGGGCUGGUGGCAUCCCGGGAGUCGGUGGAGUGGUACCCGGUGUGGGUGUCGUGCCAGGAGCUGGAGUGGUACCCGGUGUUGGUGUUGUGCCAGGAGCUGGAGUUGGAGGGCCGGCGGCAGCAGCAGCAGCGGCAAAGGCGGCAGCGAAGGCGGCAGCGAAGGCAGGAGCUUUUGCUCCAGGGGCAGUGCCCGGGGUCGGCGGUGUCCCAGGCUUCGUGCCCGGUGUUGGCGGUGUCCCUGGUUUGGUGCCUGGUGUUGGAGGCGUCCCCGGGGUGGCAGGAGUUGGUGGGCCAGCAGCAGCGGCGGCAGCAGCAAAGGCAGCUAAAUAUGGAGCUGGCGUUGGCGUUCCAGGCAUUGCUGGUGUUCCUGGUGUUCCUGGUGUUCCCGGUGUCCCUGGUGUGCCUGGAGUCCCCGGCGUGCCCGGUGUGCCCGGUGUUGCUGGGGUUCCUGGCGUGGUGCCCGGCGUUGGAGUGGGUGCACCAGAUGCUGCUGCAGCAGCAGCGAAGGCUGCAGCGAAAGCCGCAGCGUUCGGAGCUGGGCGCGUGCCUGGUGUUGGUAUGCCUGGUGUCAGUGUGCCAGGAGUUGGUGUUCCUGGCGUUGGCGUGCCUGGAGUUGGUGUGCCCGGUGCUGGCGUGCCCGGCCUGGUACCUGGAGUUGGAGUUCCAGCAGCUGCCGCCAAAGCAGCCAAGUAUGGAGCAGGUGGCCUGGCUCCUGGCGUAGGUGGCCUGGCUCCUGGCGUAGGUGGCCUUGCUCCUGGUGUAGGUGGCCUGGUUCCUGGAGUGGGUGGUCUGGCUCCUGGAGUGGGUGGUCUGGCUCCUGGCGUUGGAGCUGUCCCAGGGGCUGGAGCUGCAGCAGCAGCCAAAGCAGCAGCAAAGGCAGCCAAAUUCGGUGCCGGGGUCGGAGGGGUGCCCAGUGCAGUGCCUGGCGCGGUGCCUGGUGUUGCUGGAGUGCCAGGAGUGACACCUGGUGUUGGUGCUGUGCCCGGAGUGGUGCCAGGCGUGGGGGUACCAGGGACCGGCAUCCUCCCUGGGGCAGGCAUCCCCCAAGUAGGGGUGCAGCCUGGUGCCAAACCUCCCAAAUUUGGUGUUCCUGGGGUUGGACUCCCAGGGGUCGGCGGUGUCCCAGGUGGCCUUGGAGUCGGUGGUCUUGGAGUUGGUGGCCUUGGAGUUGGUGGCCUUGGUGCUGGAGCCUUGUUUCCAGGAGCUGGGAAACCUCCAAAGCCAGGUUUUGGUGUUGGGGGGCUGCAGCCAGGUGUCGGUGUUCCCGGUUUCGGCGUGUCACCAAUAUUUCCAGGUGGGGUUGCCGGCCAGCUGGGAUUCGGUGGGAAGCCCCCCAAGACCUUCGGAGGAGCCCUUGGUGCCCUGGGCUUUAGAGGCGGUGUGGGCUGCGCACAAGGGAAAUACUGCGGGAGGAAGCGGAAGUAAUCCUGCCAUCACCGAUGACCUCAUGAACUUUGGUGCUACUGCAUGGUCCAGAAUGUAAAAACCCAAGCAAAGCUGAGAGAGCCCCCUUCCCAAAAAGCCCGGACCUCCCCAUCCCGGGGCCAUUCCCAGCUCCACAUUCCCAGGAGGGCCCGUUCCCCUCCCAGCCUCUCCGUCCCAUCAGGGAGCGCAGAAUAAACGGUGGGGAGCAGCUGCCCUGCUUGGUGCUAUCGCUCCCUGGGGGACCAGGGGGGUCCUUGGGGUGUCACCCCCACCCCAGCCCCAGAGCUGACCCGGGGGGGGUGGUGCAGGUGAGGCGCACCCUGUGUUGGAAGGAGGUGUGUCCUGGCAGUGGGGGGCUGUGCGAGGGGGCUGUCCCCAUCACCCUGGACCCCCUACCCCCCCAGCUCCCUGUGCUGCCCCAGUCCGGUGGGACGCGGGCAGAGGGGCUUGGUCUCCUCAUAUUUCUCACUUUGCUGUGUGGGACGCCCUGUUGCGAGGGCCUCGCUUCCAACAGACAAAUAAAGGACAAGUUUUU